Molecule: messenger RNA, 1671 nt
Organism: Hemibagrus wyckioides
Lineage: Eukaryota; Metazoa; Chordata; Actinopteri; Siluriformes; Bagridae
Gene: ttc4
Product: tetratricopeptide repeat domain 4
Exons: 10
Coding region: 154-1344 (396 amino acids)
Molecular function (GO): actin binding; Hsp90 protein binding
Source: RefSeq, a predicted model, not a curated record
GACGUCAACUCCCGGAAGUAGCGGAACGCACAUGUGUUUACUAAAUGCAUCACCGCUGGAGUGUACAGGAUGCUGUGUUUCUGAUGUUUCGUCUGAACGUGAAUUAAAAAAAAAGCCGUGUCAUAAAAGAUACACUACAGGGAAACAAAAGCAAUGGCUUCCCAGGCCCGUGAAGAAGACAGCGAUGAUGGCAUGGACGAGUUUAUGGAGAAAUUUAAGACGCACAAAUACAAAAAUGCGUUCAGUGAAAGCAACUGGGAGGAGGAGUUUGAUAACGUGCCCAUGUUCAUGAAGUCUGCUCCAGGGGAAAUAGACCCUGUUAAACACCCUGAUCUUGCGUGUCUUCAGUCCAUUAUACAUGAUGAUGACCGACCACCUGAGGAGCAAGCAAAGAGUCUAAAGGACGAGGGCAAUGAGUACUUUAAGGAAAAGAACUAUAAGAAAGCUAUAGUGUCCUACACAGCGGGCCUGAAGAAGAACUCUGCCGACUCAGACCUAAACGCUAUCCUUUAUACCAAUCGUGCGGCAGCUCACUUUCAUCUAGGAAACAUGCGAUCAGCUUUGAAUGAUGCAACCGCUGCACGGAAACUGAAACCAGGCCACAUUAAAGCUAUCGUCAGAGGAGCCCAGUGCUGUAUGGAGCUGUGUAAUUAUGCAGAUGCAUUGCAGUGGUGUGAUGAAGGCCUCAGGGUUCAGCCUACUGAUAAGAAACUGCAAGAGCUCAGAGCCACUGCAGACAAACAGAAGAGGGCAGCAGAACGAGAUGCCAGAAAGGCUAAAGCUAAAGAGAAAAAGCAGCAGAAUGAGAGAGGAGCAUUGUUAGCUGCUAUUAAGGAGCGUGGAAUUAGACUUCUAAAGGCUGAGAAAGCUAUGCGCAGGGGCUCUGACAGUGAGGAUGAUGAAGGAUCCACAGCAGCCAUGGCAGAGUUGAGUCUGGAUGGACUGAGCUGUCAAGAAGCCACAGGAGCACAGGUGUACCUGGAUGAGCAGGGUGCCCUCCACUGGCCUGUGCUGUUCCUUUACCCUGAGCACAGACAGACCGACUUCAUCUCGGCCUUCUGUGAAAACUCCAGCUUUAUAGAUCACCUAGUGGUCAUGUUUGGAGAGGAACUUCCUCCAUGGGACACGGAUAAAAAAUAUCAGCCGCCAAAUCUCCAGAUGUUUUUUGAAGACCAUGAGAAGGGGCACCUUUAUGAAGUGCAUUUAGAAACAUCUCUCCUAGAUGUCCUACAACGUCCAGGGUGCAGUGUGAAGGCAGGAACUCCAAGCUUCAUCAUAUUGGUGAAAGGAUCGCCGUUUUGUAAACAGUUUCUAUCAGGAAAGAAAGUCCAUAGGCUGCCAUGAAAGAUGGUUAAAGGACACUCUGUGAAUUGGCCACUCAUGAAGCUUCGUGUCCUGAAUAAUUGACUGCUGAUGGGUGAUAUGACCUUUGCCAAAGGUCAAAUUCAUUUUAAUAAUAAGUAUUUCCUUAUUCACCCAAAGCAGUUUUAAUGUACCUAUGAGAUGCAUUCAAGGAAACCACUGGAGAAAAAUAAACAUGAACUCUUAGAAGACAACUAAAUGGAGCCACAUGUAAUGAAAACCUCCUUGUAUCAGAUAAAGAAGUACAUCCUAAAUUAUUCCACCAUCAUUAGAAAAUUGGUUAUAUAAAUAAACAUCUUUCCAAAAACA